Messenger RNA from Papilio polytes (common Mormon), 960 nucleotides. It is a transcript of the gene TFAM, whose product is annotated as transcription factor A, mitochondrial. The record is from RefSeq and is a predicted model, not a curated record. Bases 115 to 864 code for a protein of 249 amino acids. Lineage: Eukaryota; Metazoa; Arthropoda; Insecta; Lepidoptera; Papilionidae. The transcript is spliced from 5 exons. Gene Ontology annotation, molecular function: transcription cis-regulatory region binding.
UUUUACUCUAUGGUACACUGGGAUGGUCAAUUUUAUUUUUAUAAAUUGUGAUUCUGAUUUGUUCUAAGUAAGAAUUAAAUAACAUAAUAAUCCGUUUUUAAAUAUAACAUAACAAUGUCGUCAAUUACUCAGAUAAGUCGUCUGAGUAAUUACGUGGUAGGAAGCUAUAAAACUGUUCUACAUACAAGGGCGAACUGGUUAAACAAUAUACAAGUAUGUAGUUACACUAAAAAGUCAGCUGAAGAGAAAUUGGGGAUAGAAAAACCUAAAAGGCCAUUGACACCUUUUUUUAAAUUCAUGAGUCAAAUGCGGCCAGCACUUCUAGCUAAAAAUCCUGGCAUAACAUCUAAGGAGUCUAUUGCAUGGAUGUCAAAACACUGGCAACAACUUGAUAGUGAGACAAAGGCGCAAAUGGUAAAAGAAUAUGAAAAAGAUCAGGAGGAUUAUAAAAAGAUAAAGGAAUUGUAUGAAGCAUCAUUGACGGAGCAACAGAAAGAAGACAUAAAGAAACUUAAAGCUGAAAUGUCUGCAGCUAAAGAGAAGAGAAAACUAAAAGCCGAAUUAAAAGAAAUGGGAAAACCGAAAAAACCAAUGUCUUCCUACUUUCUAUUUAUACAGACAAAAAAAGAUCUUUUACAAGGUAACAGUAUGAAGGAGUACCAAGAACAGAUAAAAAAGGAUUGGUUAAAGUUGCCUGAAAGUGAAAGAGUGAAGUAUGAAAAACAAGCACAAUUGCUUAUGGAUAAAUACAAAAAAGAUCUAGAAGCUUGGGAGAUGAAAAUGAUUGCUAUUGGCCGUACAGAUUUGGUGCGACAGAAACCAAUACGACAACCGAAGAAAUCGAAAUCAGUAAAAGAACAAUAGGAAAUCGGGUGCUCUGACGAUUUUAUUGACUUAAAACAUACGGAAAACAUUGAUGUAAAAUAUAUUGAGGAACAAACAAGUAUUUUGACACAAACC